UAAAAAUGCACAUCCAAACAAUCUUUGAAAAAUGAAGGAGAAUCUAGUAUUUCCAUAGAGAACGAUAGAAGAGCCAUGUCGGCCAAACAAUACAGACUAAACGCCAUCAAAGAGGCGUUUUCAGGGGGGAAAGCUUCCCAGCUAUCUUUAGAGGAGUUAGAAUGCGAGCGAAGAGGAUACAAACUUUCGAAAACUAUUCUAGGCUCAGGCGCGUAUGCAAAAGUCAAACUUGCUUACGUUUCGGAGCCAAAACGUGAAAAAGAUAAAAGGUUGGCAGAUGACCUGGAUUCAAAGGGACACAAUAUGGUCGCAAUAAAAGUUGUAUCCAAGAAGCAAGCGCCUACUGAAUACUUACAGAAAUUCAUGCCUCGGGAAAUUGACGCACUCAACGCAACAUGUCGGCACCAUAACGUGAUACAGCUUUAUGAGACUUUCCAUACUUGCCACAAGAUUUUCUUGGUCAUGGAGUACGCUGCAAAGGGGGAUCUUUUGGAUUAUAUCAAUUCUCGUUGUCGGCGCUGCGUUGGUAUUGGCGAAGACCUAGCAAAGAACUUCUUCCGACAGCUCACCGAGGGCAUCAUGCAUUGUCACAAGCGUAACGUGGUCCACAGAGAUCUCAAGUGCGAGAACGUAUUGCUUGAUGAUAACAAUGUGAUCAAAAUUUCAGACUUUGGCUUUGCCACGAGGUAUCCCUCCAACAAGCUACUCGAAACGUUCUGCGGCUCCUAUGCUUACGCUGCUCCGGAGAUUCUGCAAGCUCAAAAAUAUGAUGGAAAAAGUGCGGACAUAUGGAGUUUGGGCAUCAUUCUAUAUGCGAUGAUGUGCGGUCGGUUACCGUUCAACGAUAACUGCAGUCUUCACGCUUUAGUUGUACAGACGAAAUCCAGACUGACCUUCCCAGCGCGAGGAACUUGCUCGGCCAGUUGUCAAGGCUUGAUUCGCAGCAUCUUGAAAUGCGAUCCACGGGAGAGAUUCACGAUGCCUCGCAUUGUUACACACCCAUGGCUCACGGAUACAGACAAACAGUAUGUUUACCACCCGCAACUGAUUAAGAUUAAACCUGUCCAUAUUGUCACGCCACACGUGGUGCCGUUGCGUGAUUCAAGUAAAGCACCAGAGACUCAGGUAUCAGAGUCUAUGCAAAUGACUCAAGGCGAGGCGGAAGCUGAGCCACAGAGAGUGGCAGAAAUCAAAGAGCCCAAGACUCCAGACUUUGAAGAGAAUGUUCGAAUAAGAACACCUGGAGAUCCUAAACAAGGCUGGCCUCUGAGUAGCCCUGAGCCGCAAACAAUCGCCAAACUCCUCCACAAACGCGACCUAAAAACCCCAAUCAGAAUGACCACACCCGCCCUAGAGUCCAUCCAGGGGGACGGACGCGAGAAAACGCCUUCGUCCUCCCGCUCCACCCCCUGCCCUCGCAGCUUCACUCCAACCGCACAGACUGGCAAGGUCGCAAAUCGUAAGGAGCUGGCCGUCAAAGUGGCCCAGAUUGUUGCUGGAUCUGGGAGCGCCAACAGACCAAAGGACCUGAGCAGGGAGACUUACAUCAUCAUGUCCCGGGCCCUGCAGGAAUCUCAACAGUGUCGCCAAGCUCGUAGUGAGAUGAGAGAUACGAGACAACACGUGUGGAGAUACGUCACCAAAUUGUCGAGCAGUGGACGCCGGAGCAAAACCCCCAAGUGCGUUUCUGCAGAACAAAAAUCCAAAGAGUCUGAUUUACCGCCUGUCUCACCCAAAACACAGCUCAGAGUUAACACAGUCGUGCCUACUCCUCCAACAAACGCCUCCAGACUUGGCCGCUCCGGUAUCUCUCCUUGGAGACGAGUCACCCCACCAUCACGAGGUAAAAGCGUCCAAUCAUCCCCAGUCACCCCUCCCUCGCAAGAAAAGAACCGAUCAAAAACCAGGAAGAAUACCCUUGGGCUAAACCCAUGCACACGUAAACCGCUGACCAAUAACAGAAUACGUGGCCGAGUGAACAGCGAGCGAGCAGCCACGCCCAAUAAACCAGUCUACAAACACGUGACCUUCAUCAGCAAUGGCCUCAGGCGGUCUCAAAGAGUGUGCGACUCUCUGUCUUAGCUUUAUAUUUGAUCUAGAGUAGGAAACGUUUGUUUAAAGUAGUUAAAUAUAGUUAGCAUGAAAUUUGCGCGCUAGUUCUUAAUCUUUUUCCAAAUUCAUGCUCUAUGAAUCCAAAUAUCUUCAAAAUUACAUGUUUUUCUUCCAUAAAGUUGCACAACGUGAAUGCGCGAAGGAGUAAAAGACUGCGCAAGAGUAGUCACUAUUCCGCUGGGUGAUCAGGUAUAAAAAGACGUCUUGUUGGACGAUUUCAUAAACAUGCCAAUCAACAUAAAGAAACUACCAAUCACAUGAACUCUACCGCGCACGCGCCGUUGCCUUGUAGCAAAAUGUACAUAUCUAAGCUCUUUGUAUAUAAUUAAUAAAUCCUGUUCAAAAGAGGA
Nematostella vectensis (starlet sea anemone) is the source of this 2462-nucleotide messenger RNA. Its product is annotated as testis-specific serine/threonine-protein kinase 1. Gene Ontology annotation, biological process: intracellular signal transduction; microtubule cytoskeleton organization; protein phosphorylation. The transcript has 10 exons. Gene Ontology annotation, cellular component: cytoplasm. The record is from RefSeq and is a predicted model, not a curated record. Gene Ontology annotation, molecular function: ATP binding; protein serine/threonine kinase activity; tau-protein kinase activity. Lineage: Eukaryota; Metazoa; Cnidaria; Anthozoa; Actiniaria; Edwardsiidae. The coding region runs from base 76 to 2082 and encodes 668 amino acids.